ACCGCAACCACCAUCAUGUUCUCCAUUGCCCGCACCGUCUUGCGUCCAGCCCUGUCCCGCUCGCUCGCUGCUCCAGCGUCCAGCGCGUCGUUGCACACUUUGCCCGACCUGCCUUAUGCUUAUAAUGCUCUGGAACCGUAUAUCUCGGAGAAUAUUAUGAAGCUGCAUCACACCAAGCACCACCAAACCUAUGUCAACGGUCUCAACGCGGCGGAGGAGGCUUACGCCAAGUCCGACUCGACGACGGAGAGGAUUGCUCUGCAGUCUGCUUUGAAGUUUAACGGAGGAGGCCACAUCAACCACUCGCUUUUCUGGACCAACCUCGCUCCGAACAACGCUGAUGGUGGAAAACUCACGGACGGUCCUCUAAAGUCUGCCAUCGAAAGCGACUUUGGCUCGGUUGACGCUUUCAAGAAAAAAUUCAACACAACCACCGCUGCUAUCCAAGGGAGUGGCUGGGGCUGGUUGGGUUACAAUUCGUCUGCCAAAAUGCUUGAAAUUGUCACUACUGCGAACCAGGAUCCUUUGAUCUCCCACACUCCUAUCAUUGGUGUGGAUAUCUGGGAACAUGCUUUCUACUUGCAGUACCACAAUGUUAAAGCCGAUUACCUUACCGCAGUCUGGAACGUUAUCAACUUCAAAGAAGCUGAGAAACGAUUCGUGGAUGCAUCAAAAUAGUUACCGAGAUCAAAUAUCGCAUGUAAUGCAUCAAUGCAAUGUUAUCUUCAUCCAUUCAGAUCAAUCAACAAAUAUCCGAGGCAUUCAUCCUGGAAGAUCCACUUCCCGUAACUAAUAUCGACCAUCAUCACCACAUAAUUUUGAGCUAGUGUUAGCUCUCGCCUCUUGGGGAUGUCUUUAGUUUCAGUGAAGAACCUACAUAUUCUUCGCAUCUUCUAAAUGUUCUCAUAUCGAC
Molecule: messenger RNA, 913 nt
Organism: Serpula lacrymans var. lacrymans S7.9
Lineage: Eukaryota; Fungi; Basidiomycota; Agaricomycetes; Boletales; Serpulaceae
Exons: 8
Coding region: 16-678 (220 amino acids)
Biological process (GO): superoxide metabolic process
Cellular component (GO): mitochondrion
Molecular function (GO): superoxide dismutase activity; metal ion binding
Source: RefSeq, a predicted model, not a curated record